UAGUUACUGUGAAUGAAACGUUGAUAAAAUACUUAUUUUGUGUAUUGUACUAACAUAAUUUAAACUAUGCUGAAAUGUUUGAAAAAAGUACACUUUUGAUGAUCUGUUGUGAUAUUAGUACUGAGAGUUUUGAAAAUGUAUUAAUUGCUUGUGAAAAUUGUGCCAAAGCAAUUAAAAAAAAAAAAAAAAAAAAUGUAAUGCAAUCCUGUUAUCAUGCCACAUUUCACAUGCAACACAUUUUCUACCCCAGGAUGCCAUACAAAGCAUAGAGUUAAACACUCUCAUCAGUUUAUUCAAUUUUCUAUUUUAAGUUUUUACUAUUCAGAUUCCAGAAAUCAAAACUUACUGUAUUUAUUUUUUUUUUUUUCAUGUAGCAAGCACUACUAUUGGAUUUCAAAAUGUGACCAAUUCUACAGUGCAGACGGAGAUCUUCUCAGGCUUUAAUAUCUUCAUGAAAUGCAUUUACAUUGCCAUCCCUGCUAUAGGUCUCAUUGGAAAUGGGCUUGUGAUAUUUGUGACUGGUUACAAAAUGAAGACGACAGUUAACUCCAUUUGGUUCCUCAACUUGGCGACUGCAGACUUCAUCUUCUCCUUAACUCUAAUCAUAAGCACCAUUUCAUAUAUAGGCCGCAAGUUUUGGCACUUUAGUGACUUCAAGUGCACAUUUCUCUGUUUCAUGAUUUACCUAAACUCAUUUGCUAGCAUUUUGCUGCUGACAAUUAUUAGUCUGGACCGAUGCCUGUGCACAUGGAUGGUUGUGUGGUCUCGUAAUAAUCGAACCAUAUUCAAAGCCAGAAUCAUCUGCAUGAUUGUGUGGGUUUUCUCCAUCACCUGCUGCAUCCCUGCAGUCAUCAGUCACUCAGCAGCAGAGAGUGAAAAAAUCUAUAAAACUUCUAUACAAUACAAGUCUAUUGUCACAUUUAGGUUUAUAACAGGCUUUGUCAUCCCCUUUCUGAUCAUUGCAUCUUCGUAUAUAGCUAUCGGUGUGCGAGUCAAACGUCUCAAAAAGGAGAAUCAGCUCAGGUCUUACCGGGUCAUUAUAGCUGUGGUCCUGGCCUUUUUCAUAUGCUGGCUUCCUUUUCAUGUAUACAGUUUUUAUAAUAUAAAUGCAGAAGAGAAUCAUUGGCGUAAAUCUGUUAAAGAGGUUUUAAAAACAGAAGCUGUAAUUAACUGCCUGGCUCUUCUAAACAGCUGUCUGAACCCCAUUCUCUAUGUGUUCAUGUGUGAGGAGUUUAAGAAGAAGCUGAAACAGUCUUUCCUGCUGGUGCUGGAGACGGCGUUUGCUGAAGAUCAUCUGGACUUCAGAGUCUAAAAGCAAACAAAAGAUACCACCAUCUCUAUGCCUGACAGCUGCCAGGAUAACCAAACAAGCGUUUAUAAGUAUCAAGAUAUUUACAACUCCACUUUUCCAUCUUGAUGGACACCUUUUUACAACCACAUGAGGUUCAGCUUAUACAGCCAUAAACUGCAUUAUAAUCUCACUUUAUCUGCAUUUCACAUCUUCAUGCAUAAGGAAAGAGGAUUUUCAAUAUAAAAAUACUUGCCUUUUCCAGUGGUGGAUCAUAACAAAGUAGUUUAACUUUAUUACUUACUUUAUUACUUAUUUAUUACUUACUUUAAGUAGGCUAUCUGUACUUUAUCAGAGUGUUAUUAUUUUGGGAAAAUUUUACUUUUACUUCACUACAUUCCAGUAGCGUAGCCACUAGGGGCCCUGGGGGGAGGGGGGAAUUCUGAUGGCUUAAAAUAAAAAAUUAUGGAAUUUUUGAUGUGUUAGCCUAAUUGAUAGAUUGACCAAUGCUGCACGGUAAAAUGCUAUGACUGUUAUUGGUUUGAUUAUGUCAUGUGUUGUGCCUAUACGCUGUCAUUAUCUUUACAUGUUCAUUAGCCUAACAACAUGCAAUGAGUAUGGCAGGUGAACAAAGUUCAAUAUUACAUUUUACAAGAAAACACAGAAAGAUGAGGGGGAAGGGGAAAAAGUUCCAUCCAUUGUACA
Messenger RNA from Ctenopharyngodon idella (grass carp), 1993 nucleotides. Its product is annotated as C3a anaphylatoxin chemotactic receptor-like. Gene Ontology annotation, cellular component: plasma membrane. The transcript has a single exon. The record is from RefSeq and is a predicted model, not a curated record. Gene Ontology annotation, biological process: positive regulation of cytosolic calcium ion concentration; phospholipase C-activating G protein-coupled receptor signaling pathway; complement receptor mediated signaling pathway. Lineage: Eukaryota; Metazoa; Chordata; Actinopteri; Cypriniformes; Xenocyprididae. Gene Ontology annotation, molecular function: G protein-coupled receptor activity; complement receptor activity. The coding region runs from base 452 to 1312 and encodes 286 amino acids.